GGGAGCGCCCGCCCCACGCCGCUGCCCUCGGCCCCGCACCAGCGCCUCCGGCCGCGGAAACCGCCCCGAAAGAGAGAGAGAGAACUUGUUCGUCCGUCCCCGCCUGCCUCCCCGCCGCCCGCGCAUCCUCUCCCGCGGCGCAUCCGCCCGCCCUCCGGGUCCUGCUCCCCCCGUACUCGGGGCCGGUCCGCUGGCUCCGGCUGGAACGUUUCCCCGCUGGUUUCCCUCGGAGGGGUUUAGUCGGUAGCGGUACACCGAGGAGAGGCUCCGUCUCUCAAGCAUCCUGUCUCACCCUGCGGGGGAAGGGAGCUGGGUGGGGGCAAGCCAGGAAGGGAGGAUCUCAGUGGCUCUCCUAAAAUCUAUCAGCAGGCUGCGAGGAGGGAAGAGUUUGGCACUUCGCAGCGAGGCUGGGCUUGUUUUCCCUAGCGGUGAUGCCGCUGGACUGAGAGCGGCGCGGCCGCGCGAGUUAGGGGGACGGAGCCCCCCCAUCUCCUUCCAGCGCCCCCCAGACCCGGUGCAGCGCCCUCAGCCCCGCGGCUCGUCCCUGCCGCCCCACUGUAUGAGCGCUGCUGCGAGCACAGGGCGGCUCGGCGCCUGCUAGGGCUGCUCUCCGCCGCCCCCCGGACUUCCCCAGCACCGACGAGGAGCGGCGCGCACCCCGCACCCGGAGAGUUGUCUCGGCAGGCUCCGUGCUAUGGCGAGGCUGCGGAGGAGCAAACUAGCCGCCGGAUUUCUAUUACUUUUCCAGUGCCUGAGCGAGCGCUGCCAGCUCGCCGGCGGGGAGACGCCGAGGCAGAGCCGCGGUGUGUUUUAUGAAGUUGUUCAGAGCUUCCCUCGAGUGGAGGAAAAUGUGGAGGUGGAUUCAUUUGUAAGCGGCCACAGGUGGAGAAGGCACUCAGAGUCCCUCAAAUCCGUGGACACCAACAGAGCCAGCAUGGGGCAGGAUUCCUUGGAGCCAGGGGGUUUCACAGACCUGCUGCUUGAGGAGGGACAUGACAACACCACACAGAUUGAGGAGGAUACAGAUCAUAAUUAUUACACAUCAAGGACGUAUGGCCCCUAUGAUUCUACCAGCCGGGAUCUGUGGGUCAAUAUAGACCAAAUGGAGAAGGACAAAGUAAAGAUUCAUGGGAUCCUUUCCAAUACCCAUCGUCAAGCAGCAAGGGUGAAUCUGUCCUUUGAUUUUCCAUUUUACGGACAUUUUCUACGUGAAAUUACUGUGGCAACUGGAGGUUUCAUAUAUACUGGAGAAGUUGUGCAUCGAAUGUUAACAGCUACCCAAUAUAUUGCACCAUUAAUGGCAAAUUUUGACCCCAGUGUGUCAAGAAAUUCAACAGUCAGAUACUUUGAUAAUGGCACAGCACUAGUUGUCCAGUGGGACCAUGUACAUCUGCAGGAUAAUUACAACCUGGGGAGUUUCACUUUUCAGGCCACCCUUCUCAAUGAUGGGCGUAUCAUUUUCGGCUACAAAGAAAUUCCUGUUGCUGUGACACAGAUAAGUUCAACCAACCACCCAGUGAAAGUGGGACUUUCAGAUGCAUUUGUGGUCGUGCACAGGAUCCAGCAAAUUCCCAAUGUCCGCAGAAGAACAAUUUAUGAAUACCACAGGGUGGAGCUACAGAUGUCAAAGAUUACCAAUCUCUCAGCUGUUGAAAUGAUACCACUUCCAACUUGUCUCCAGUUUACCAGCUGUGGUCCCUGUGUCACUGCCCAGAUUGGUUUCAACUGCAGCUGGUGCAGUAAACUCCAAAGAUGCUCCAGUGGAUUUGAUCGUCACCGGCAAGAUUGGGUAGACAGUGGCUGCCCUGAAGAGUCAAAGGAUAAGAUUUGUGAGAGGAAUAUAGACACAACUGAAACACCUCUGUACUCCACCACCACCCUUCUGCCAACCACCACAAGGUUCAGAGUUUUAACAACCACCAGAGGAUCCACCACUUCCCACCUUCCAACCAGCCUGCCCACAGAAGAUGACACCAAGAUAGCACUGCACCUAAAAGAUAAUGGAGCUUCAACAGACGACAGCGCGGUGGAGAAGAAAGGUGGAACACUUCACGCCGGGUUAAUUGUCGGCAUCCUGGUGCUGGUCCUCGUUGUGGCUGCAGCCAUCCUCGUGACUGUCUACAUGUAUCAUCAUCCAACAUCAGCAGCUAGUCUCUUCUUUAUAGAGCGACGUCCAAGCAGAUGGCCAGCAAUGAAAUUCAGAAGAGGAUCUGGACAUCCUGCCUAUGCUGAGGUGGAACCAGUGGGAGAAAAAGAAGGGUUCAUUGUAUCAGAGCAGUGCUAAAAUUUCUGGGACAGAACACCAGUACUGGCCUACAGGUGUAAGACAUUUAUUUUGCCUCUCUUUAAGGAAAAGGAGCCCUAAGCUGCUGUAGCCUGAUAGAAAGAAGAUUCUGGAUAAACUUUGUCCAAGAAGAGAAACUAUCUAAGAUACCAGAUUACUACUGCACAGUAGUUUUUGUUAGUGGACUGAGACACAAUGGUUCAUGCUGAACACUUGUCAGUGGACACCUACAGUAUCAGAACCAUGGCACAAGUGCCAUGUUAUUUGCUUUAGGUGUGGGGAUGCACAGUAAUCAGAAAUAUAAUAAAGCUUUGGUGC
Camarhynchus parvulus is the source of this 2602-nucleotide messenger RNA. It is a transcript of the gene PLXDC2, whose product is annotated as plexin domain containing 2. Lineage: Eukaryota; Metazoa; Chordata; Aves; Passeriformes; Thraupidae. The transcript is spliced from 14 exons. Bases 695 to 2284 code for a protein of 529 amino acids. The record is from RefSeq and is a predicted model, not a curated record.